AAAACAAAUACAGUUGAACUUGCAGUGUUGAUUGCAACAUUGCGGCAAUCAUGUCGCGGGGAAAGCUAUUACUUGUGUUUGUGGCUCUUAUUGCAAUUGGUGAACCUAAGCCAGAAGAAUACGGAGUAUAUUCGUACAACAAGCCUAAUCUACCGUUCUUUUCACGUAGCAAAUCCUUGUCCCCGAGCAUCUCUAUUGGCAAUCCUUCUUAUUACAUUCAGAAGUCAGCUACUAUAAAUCACAUUAACGUUCCCGUUUCACAACCCAUCUCAAAUAUUCCUUGCCACAAUGAUUCUGAAAAACAAGUCGAAUCAUUCCAACCCGCAAAUGUAAUCAUUAUCUAUCCCGAUAUUCAAAAGGAGCCGUGUGACGAAAAUAAAUCUACACAACCUCCGUCCACCGAAGCACCAGAGCCAUGCUCGACACAACCUGAAAAGGAAACUCCUACUAGACCACCUCCUUCUUCUACCAAAGCACCGGAAAACCCAACGAUGCCACCCAGAGAAGUUAAAACUACUCCUAAACCUACUCCUCCCAAUAAAUCACCAAAACCUUGUCCUCUGCUAACGAGCAAAGGAGUAACCCCAAGCGUAUCAUAUACUCCACCAGCUAAACUUACAUGCCUUCCAAUUCAAACUGCUCCUCCAACAAAAGCUACCCCUGAACCGCGUCCAACGUUGCCACCUAGGUUAAAAACCACACCGCCUCGCCCUCCGCCGACUGAAGCUCCAGAACCAUGUGAACCCCAGACUACGCCACCUCCUACUAAGGAACCAGAGCCAUGUCAGCCACAGACUAGGUCAACAAUUCCACCUCGUCCUCAAAUCAAAACUCCUGAACCGCGCCCUACGCUACCUCCUUGGUUGACAUCUACGACACCGCGUCAACCAUCUACUAAGGCACCGGAGCCAUGUGAAAAAGUGACGAGACCCACAAUUUCACCGCCACCACCUACCCUACCUCCUAGGUUGUCGUCAACGACACGUCGCCCUCCUCCAACAAAGGCACCAGAGCCAUGUGAGCAGACUAGACCAACAAAUCCUCCGCCACCCCGUACUACUAAGGCACCAACUCCACCCCCUACGCUACCUCCUUGGUUGACAUCUACGACACGUCGCCUUCCGCCAACUAAGGAACCAGAACCAUGUGAACCCCAGACUAGACCAACACCCCCACCCUCAACUAAAGCACCAGAACCGUGUGAACCCCAGACUAGACCAACACCCCCAUACCGUGAAAGCUGUCGUCAAUAUGUCGCCUGCCACUUGGGCAAGCCGCGUCUCCUCAGCUGUGAAGCGGGACAUUUCUUCGACGAUUACACAAACUCUUGCGUUGACGCCGAAUACGUCACCAACUGUUCAGAUGUUUUAUACUAA
Messenger RNA from Papilio xuthus (Asian swallowtail), 1376 nucleotides. RefSeq names its product extensin-like. The record is from RefSeq and is a predicted model, not a curated record. The transcript has 3 exons. The coding region runs from base 51 to 1376 and encodes 441 amino acids. Gene Ontology annotation, cellular component: extracellular region. NCBI's taxonomy places the organism in Eukaryota, Metazoa, Arthropoda, Insecta, Lepidoptera, Papilionidae. Gene Ontology annotation, molecular function: chitin binding.